This is a messenger RNA of Ceratotherium simum simum (southern white rhinoceros), 1584 nucleotides long. It is a transcript of the gene CD53, whose product is annotated as CD53 molecule. The record is from RefSeq and is a predicted model, not a curated record. Gene Ontology annotation, cellular component: plasma membrane. Lineage: Eukaryota; Metazoa; Chordata; Mammalia; Perissodactyla; Rhinocerotidae.
UUUCUCCUUUUACACAAAUAGCCCUGGACAUCCGUGUUACCAGCCUUGUCGCAGCCACCUCAAGAGUAAUCACCAAUUCUGCCUAAGGGACUGAGGAGACGUGCCUGCAAAAGGGCAAGACCAUCCCAACAUGGGCGUGAGUAGCUUGAAACUGCUGAAAUAUGUCCUGUUUUUCUUCAACUUGCUCUUUUGGUUCUGUGGCUGCUGCGUUUUGGGCUUUGGGAUCUACUUCCUGAUCCACAAGAACUUUGGAGUGCUCUUCCAUAAUCUCCCCUCCCUCACGCUGGGCAAUGUGCUUAUCAUCGUGGGCUCCAUUAUCAUGGUGGUUGCCUUCCUGGGCUGCAUGGGCUCCAUCAAGGAGAACAAGUGCCUGCUUAUGUCGUUUUUUGUCCUGCUGCUGAUUAUCCUCCUUGCUGAGGUGACCUUGGCCAUCCUGCUCUUCGUGUAUGAACAGAAGCUGAGUAAGUAUGUGGCUGAAGACCUGAAGGACAGCAUCCGGCGAUACCACACAGACAACAGCACCAAGGCAGCGUGGGACUCCAUCCAGUCAUUUCUGCAAUGUUGUGGUGUAAAUAACAGAAGUGAUUGGACCCAUGGCGUACCAUCAUCUUGCCCUCAAGAUCAACUAGUUAAGGGUUGCUAUGUAAAAGCAGAACAGUGGUUUUACUCCAAUUUCCUGUAUAUCGGAAUCAUCACUAUCUGUGUGUGUGUGGUCCAGGUGUUGGGGAUGUCCUUUGCACUGACCCUGAACUGCCAGAUUGAUAAAACCAGCCAGGUCCUAGGGCUGUGACCUGCUGCUACCUUAUGCUGGAGAGACUUGUUUCAUCUGUGGAAAUCCCAAACCACUUAUAGCAUGAAGCCUAAAUGAUCACCUCUUGGACUGGCAUCUUUGUUCCCCUCCCAUCUCUUCCAUAUUUUGGCUCCUGUCUCACAUGACCAUAGAAGAGGAUGUUGGCAGGCAUGUCCCAUCUCAGGCAGCAAGACAAGCAUUCACCCACUCAUGGCAGCAGCUGUGUCCCUCAAAGUGAUGACACUGAUACCUGAGAAUUCUUCAAACAUGAGACGCCAAAAGAAUCUGUAGCACUAAUGGCUUUGACUAAUGGUCAAAGGAUGGGUCCGGGACUCGAAUUUUUGCAUAUUCCCAUUGUCAAACAAGUCUCUAGCCUCUAAAUCAUGCCCAGUCCACUCUCCAAAGUCAAGCAAGAAACAAGCUGAAGGGAGCUUUGGGACCAGACUCACUGGAUCACUGUCACAACCCUCUGUUUCCUUUUGACUGGAGGCCUUGGCUACAGGAAUGAGAGUACUCUUUCUUCAAAGGUGAAGUUUCAUUUCAAUUUCCUUAUUAAAGGACUUUAUUGAUUCAUUCUAAGUCUUUUCAGAAGAAACAAUCUAGAGAUUCAUAUCCUGACUUCAGCCAAUCUUUCAGCCUUUGAAUUACAUAACUAUGGAGAAACUCAGCAGAACCAGUAUCUCUGGUGGUGAUAGUUACAUUCAUGAGAGUUCUGGUGUUAUUUCUCUAUCAGAUAAAGUUUUGUUAAUGUACUCUUUUAACUCUUCAAUAAAUAAAAAAGCUUAUAAUCUCAA